UCUAAAAAUAAAAAAAAGUUUGAAAGUGUUUUUUAUGUUUUUUCAUUUUUACUUGUAAUUAAAACUAAAGAAAAAAAUCCAUGGUCUGGAUUGAAAUGAAACUUCUUCAAAGUAUAUUAAUUUAUACCAAAGAUAUAGUUUAUUAUCGAUAAUAAAUGAUUAAAAGAAUUAUGAUUCGAAAAUACAGAGCCAACCAAAAAUUUAUUAUUAUUGCCAUUAUUUUAGGCAUUACAAUAUUUUAUAAUGAUUAUUUUGCAUACGAAAUUCAGAAAUUUAAAUGGGCAACUAAAGACUGCAAUCAAUGUGUCAAAGUAUUAUUUGUCGCAGACCCACAAAUAAUAGGUGAAGUAAAUGAAAAUUAUUUUGGCUCAUGGUUCGCACGGUGGGAUAGUGAUAGAUAUUUAGCAAAUACAUUCUCAAGAGCUUUAAAACAUUCUCAACCUGAUGUGAUAGUUUUUCUUGGUGACUUAAUGGAUGAAGGUCACAUUGCUAAUUUGGAAGAUUUUACAAAGUAUAAAAAUAGAUUAGAUAAAAUAUUUGAAACCCCAGAGCAUAUUAUGAAAAUUUAUUUACCGGGUGAUAAUGAUAUAGGAGGUGAAGAAGAUCAUGUUAAACCUCGUAUUCAUGAUAGAUUUAAAUUUGCAUACUCGCAACCAGAUACUUUAACUCAUAAAGACGUAAUUUUUUUUAAGGUAAAUAGAUUGACUCGUUAUAUGCCAAAUGCACCAAAAGAUGCUUUUUUAAAUAAUUAUAGAGAUAGAAAUGUUACUAAUGUUGUUCUUAGUCAUAUACCACUUUUAUUUACACCAGGAAUUUUUGUUAAAAAUGUAAUGAAAGAGCUUUCACCACAAUUAAUGUUCACAGCUCAUGAGCAUAAAGCUUUACACUUAAGUUUUGAUUCAACAAUUGACCAACUCAGUGUUGUUUGGGCUUUUCCACCUCAUGAAAAUCAAUUUUAUAAUUUUAGAAUGGAAUUAAAUGAUAUACACGAGAUUCAAGUACCCACAUGUUCUUAUAGAAUGGGUACACGUUCUAUGGGCUAUGGAUUAGCUCACAUUGAUACUCAAGAUAAAUCUUUAGAAUUUACAGUUUUAUGGUUACCAGAACGUUUUCCUAAAUUAUUAGGAUAUCUUUUAGUGGUAACAAUAAUAAUUGUUCUUGUUAAAUGUACAUUAAUAUGCAGUUGCUGCACGUCGCCUAAUCAUGUGGCCUACUCUCCAAUACCCAGAGUAUAAUCAUUUCUGAUUACGGCAGACGAUUUAUAUCUUUCUUAUUUAUAUAUGAAAGUACACAUAUAUUUAUUAGUAUUAAUAUAUAUGUAGAAUUAAUAAUUCUACUACACAGAAUCCGUUCAUUAUUUCUAGCCAAUGCUAUU
This is a messenger RNA of Microplitis demolitor, 1375 nucleotides long. It is a transcript of the gene Mppe, whose product is annotated as metallophosphoesterase 1 homolog. Gene Ontology annotation, molecular function: hydrolase activity. NCBI's taxonomy places the organism in Eukaryota, Metazoa, Arthropoda, Insecta, Hymenoptera, Braconidae. Gene Ontology annotation, biological process: GPI anchor biosynthetic process. The transcript is spliced from 7 exons. Gene Ontology annotation, cellular component: endoplasmic reticulum. Bases 156 to 1235 code for a protein of 359 amino acids. The record is from RefSeq and is a predicted model, not a curated record.